This is a messenger RNA of Lethenteron reissneri (Far Eastern brook lamprey), 1899 nucleotides long. Its product is annotated as oxytocin receptor-like. The record is from RefSeq and is a predicted model, not a curated record. Gene Ontology annotation, cellular component: plasma membrane. NCBI's taxonomy places the organism in Eukaryota, Metazoa, Chordata, Hyperoartia, Petromyzontiformes, Petromyzontidae. Gene Ontology annotation, molecular function: vasopressin receptor activity; peptide binding. Gene Ontology annotation, biological process: G protein-coupled receptor signaling pathway; regulation of systemic arterial blood pressure by vasopressin; cellular response to hormone stimulus.
GGGAAAAGCAUGAAGAGAGAGAGAGAGCGUUCAUCCUCUAAGCCACAUUCAAUCCCCCAAGAAGUCACAAUCACCCCCACCAGAGGAGAGAAUCACGCAGGAGCACCAGCAAUAAUGCACUGCCCGUAGGAGGAGGAAAGAAGUGCAAAUCGCAGCUCGCAGUCCCCACCGUCGUCAUCCUCAACCCCGCGCCACCGACACUGCUGCCGCCACGCUCGGUGCCUCCCGCGGCACACAGCGAUGGAUCUCGCGCCGUGGAGGAACGCCAGCCGGACGCCCCGCCACGACAACAUUUCCCACGCGGCUCCCAAUGACACCGAUCGCCACGAGGGCACGGCGGCGGCGGCGGCGGCACGCGACGAGCGUCUCGCCGCGGCGGAGAUCGCCCUGCUCGCCGCCAUCGUCGCCGUCGCAAUCGCCGGCAACGGUUCGGUGCUGCUGGCGCUGAGCCGCACGCGCUGCAAGGCGUCGCGCAUGAACCUCUUCGUCAAGCACCUGAGCGUCGCCGACCUGGCCGUGGCCGCCUUCCAGGUUCUGCCGCAGCUCUCGUGGGACGUGACCUUCCGCUUCCACGGGCCCGACGCGCUCUGCCGCCUCGUCAAGUACCUGCAGGUGGUGGGCAUGUUCGCGUCCACCUACGUGCUCAUCGCGAUGACCGUCGACCGUUACCUCGCCAUCUGCCACCCGCUGAGCACGUUGCGCCGACGGGGCGAGCCGAGGAAGCAGGCGCACGUCAUGGUGGCCUGCGCGUGGGUGCUGAGCGCCCUGCUCAGCACGCCGCAGGUCGUCAUCUUCUCGCUGCAGGAGGUGGAGGAGGGCGUCUUCGACUGCUGGGCCGACUUCGGGCAGCCGUGGGGCAUGCGGGCGUACGUGACGUGGAUCACGGUGUCCGUGUACGUGGCGCCCGUGCUCAUCCUGGCGGCGUGCUACGGGGCCAUUCUGCUCGAGAUAUGCAGGAACCUGCGCCUCAAGACGCGUGGCCGAUACCCCAAGGACCCCCGGGGCUCGCAGUCUCAAUCGCCCGUGUGCUCGCGCGUGAGCAGCGUGCGCUGCAUCUCCCGAGCCAAGGUGCGCACCAUCAAGAUGACGCUCGUCAUCAUCGUGGUCUACGUCGUCUGCUGGACUCCCUUCUUCGUCAUCCAGAUGUGGGCAGCCUGGGACGAGACCGCACCAGACGACGACUCAUCCGACCCCACCUACACCAUCGUGAUGCUCCUUUCGAGCCUCAACAGCUGCACCAACCCGUGGAUCUACAUGUCGUUCAGCGGGCACCUCCUCGAGGAGGUUCUGGCGUGCUGCCGCCAGGUGCGGUGCCCUGCCACGUGCCGCCAGCAGCGGCGGCGGUGCCGAACGCCGACGAGGCGCGGGGCGGGCUCGCCCAACACGGAGCACGUGGUCUACGCGCUGUCGCCGGCACCUACGCAGUGCCGCAGCUCACCCGCCGCUGUCGCCACCGCCACCCCCGAGACGCGAAGAUCCGCAGCGCCGCUGUAGUCGCCAGCGUUACCGUAGCGCCAUCGCACCUCCGAUUACGGCGGCGAAAGAAGUUCAACGUACGUACGUUCGUGCUACGGUGUUACUGCACAUUCCCAAAAAAAAAGUUUUGCUGGCGUGCGGGAAAGCGAGCCUGCGCAGCGGUAACAUCAGAGCGCACGUUCUUGCGGACUAUCAUCACGCAUCCCAUGCCACCCACACUCCAUCUGCCCUGGGCUUUGGAUCCCGUGCGAACGCAUUGGCAGUGAUUGUUUUAAGAAAAGCAAAUCAAAGACUCGCCAUAGUCAAGAUUAAUCGGUAGGUACACUCGGCCCAAAACAGAAAACACACAGACGGCUGGUGUUUCAGGAAGAUGAAUGUGACAUUACUACUAUAAUGAGCCAAGAAUGUAUGUUUGUGUGUAAC